Molecule: messenger RNA, 714 nt
Organism: Medioppia subpectinata
Lineage: Eukaryota; Metazoa; Arthropoda; Arachnida; Sarcoptiformes; Oppiidae
Source: the annotation of a GenBank genome assembly
AUUUUGUGCGGAAACAUAUCGAGACGUCCGAAUUAUCCGAGCGUAAAGUGUUAUCCAAUUCCCGAUGCCUUUAAUCCGUGCGAAGAUGUGAUGGGAAACGGAUUCUUACGGAUGUUAGUGUGGGUUGUGGUCAUCGCUGCCGUUCUCGGCAACUGUGCCGUUAUGAUUGUCCUCAUGAGGUAUGGCACCCAUUCCUCCCCCGUCCCCCUCUUGGUCACCGGUCAGCAUUGCUGUUACCCUCCCCUCCCAGCCCUGCCCCCAAACACACAGCAGAUGCUUCACAAAAAGCCGAAUAGUAAUACACUAUUUGAGCACUACAUACGCAAAUUUCUUAUGAUAAAUCUGGCGAUUGCCGACCUCAUGAUGGGCAUUUAUCUGCUCAUUAUAGCAGUAGUUGAUGUGCAUACUGUUGGCCAGUAUUUCAAUUAUGCCAUUGAUUGGCAACAUGGGAUCGGGUGUAAGAUCGCGGGUUUCAUAACGGUGUUCGCGAGUGAACUGUCCAUUUUUACGCUAACCGUUAUAACACUGGAGCGAUGGUUUGCCAUCACAUUCGCCAUACAACUGAACAAACGUCUUAAACUGGGAUUAGCUGUGAAGGUGAUGUUCGGCGGCUGGUGUUACGCACUGCUGAUGGCAUCGUUGCCAUUGUUGGGGAUCAGCACUUACUCCAAGACAUCCAUCUGUUUGCCAAUGGAGAACAAACAGGGAGGAGAU